Messenger RNA from Alternaria ethzedia, 1077 nucleotides. RefSeq lists its product as uncharacterized. Lineage: Eukaryota; Fungi; Ascomycota; Dothideomycetes; Pleosporales; Pleosporaceae. The transcript is spliced from 2 exons. Gene Ontology annotation, molecular function: oxidoreductase activity. The record is from RefSeq and is a predicted model, not a curated record. The coding region runs from base 1 to 1077 and encodes 358 amino acids.
AUGUCCCUUCCCUCCAAAUAUAAAGCCGCCAUCUACGAUGCGCCCGGCUCUAUCUCCACCAAAAUCGUCGAUCUCGACAUGCCCGAGCCCGGCGCCGGCGAAGUCUUGAUCAAUCUCACACACUCUGGUGUCUGCCAUUCCGAUCUAGGCGUUAUGAUGAACUCGUGGAAAACAUUACCUUUCCCCACACAAGCCGGACAAGUCGGUGGUCACGAGGGCGUAGGCAAGAUCGUAAAGAUGGGACCUGGAACCGAGAACUCGGCAGUCAAGAUGGGAGAUCGUGUGGGUAUCAAAUGGAUGGCGGGUAUUUGUGAGACAUGCGAGGCUUGUAGGGCGGGUAUGGACGCUUCGUGUUUCUCAGGAAAAGUAUCAGGAUACUACACACCAGGAACCUUCCAACAAUACGUCCUCUCCCCCGCAAACUACGUCACGCCCAUCCCCGCCGACCUCGACUCCGCAGCCGCGGCACCGCUUCUCUGCGCAGGUGUGACCGUCUACUCCGCGCUCCGCAAGACAAACGCCGAGUCAGGUGCUUGGGUCGUGAUAUCGGGUGCCGGAGGCGGACUAGGUCACUUGGCCGUGCAAUUCAGUGCCAGGGGAAUUGGCCACCGCGUUAUCGGCAUCGACCACUCUUCCAAGAAAGACAUCGUCAUGGAAAGCGGCGCUGAGCACUUCAUCCCCGUAGACGGAACAGAGAACAUGGUCGAAGCCGUUCAAGCACUGACAAACGGUCUCGGCGCUCACUCCGUCGUCGUCUGCACAGCGAACAACAUGGCCUACGCUCAAUCCGUAGACCUACUUCGUUUCGGCGGCCGCGUGGUAUGUGUCGGUAUCCCUGAGGGCGACGUCGUACCCAUCAAGAGCGCGAACCCUGGUGUCAUGGUCGCCAAGGCGCUACAGAUCGUUGGUUCUGCGGUAGGAUCAAGGAAGGAGGCGAUCGAGACGAUGGAGUUUGCCGCGAGGGGUAUUGUUAAGACGCAUUUCAGGACGGAGAAGAUGGAUAAACUUUCGGAUAUCUUCAAUGAGAUGCAUGCGGGCAAGCUGCAGGGUAGGGUUGUGUUGGAUAUGACGGCAUAG